Molecule: messenger RNA, 2307 nt
Organism: Centruroides sculpturatus (bark scorpion)
Lineage: Eukaryota; Metazoa; Arthropoda; Arachnida; Scorpiones; Buthidae
Product: CCR4-NOT transcription complex subunit 6-like-B
Biological process (GO): nuclear-transcribed mRNA poly(A) tail shortening
Cellular component (GO): cytoplasm; CCR4-NOT complex; nucleus
Molecular function (GO): protein binding; poly(A)-specific ribonuclease activity
Source: RefSeq, a predicted model, not a curated record
UCUUUAAUUAUUAUUAUUAAGCAUUACUCAUGUUCAGGCCGUUUCAAAAGGAAAAGAAUGAGUUUACAAAUUCUCGUAGGGCUCAUACCAUUAUGUCACCAGAAGAUAUGGCAGCCGGUAAAAAAUCCUAUUGGCCAGAGUUGGAGAUAACAGGAACAAAUUGUAAUCUCAGUCCGGCACUCUGGAAAAUGAAUCAUUUAACUUCUCUGUACCUGAAUGAUAACAAUUUGUCCCACAUCCCUCCAGAGAUUGCUAGACUUAGUUGCCUCACUCAUCUAGAUGUAUCAUCUAAUAAAUUAAGACAUUUACCACCUGAACUUGGUGAUAUUGUUUCAUUGAGUGAAUUGUUGCUCAAUAACAACUUUCUUCGAAGCCUCCCAUUUGAACUUGGAAGAUUAUUUCAACUAAGCAAUCUUGGUUUAAAAGGCAAUCCACUCUCUCCUGAACUUUUUGUCAUUUAUAGUGAAUCAAAUGGGACUCAAAAGUUGCUAUCAUUUCUUCUAGAUAAUCUUUCAGUUACAUCUUCAGAACCACCUGAAAGACCAUGGGUAACAAUUAAUCCUCCAACAAGAACACGGCCAGCGUGUGUUUUUACUGUGAUGUGUUAUAAUGUCUUGUGUGAUAAAUAUGCCACAAGACAAAUGUAUGGCUAUUGUCCAAGUUGGGCUCUGUCUUGGGAAUACAGAAGGAAAGGAAUUAUGAAAAUUCGGCAUUACUCUGCAGAUAUAAUAUCACUUCAAGAGAUAGAAACAGAACAGUUUUACAACUUCUUCUUACCUGAAUUAAGACGAGAAGGGUUUAGUGGAAUAUUUUCUCCAAAAUCCAGAGCCAAGACAAUGUCAGAAGGAGAAAGGAAACAUGUAGAUGGAUGUGCAAUCUUUUAUCGUGCUAGCAAGUUUACAUUAAUAAAAGAAUAUCUAGUUGAAUUCAAUCAACUUGCAAUGGCAAAUGCAGAAGGUUCUGAUGAUAUGCUAAACAGAGUUAUGACUAAAGAUAACAUUGGAUUAGCUGCAUUAUUUCAAAUUAAAGAAGGGGCAUAUUCAAAUGGUCUCCAACCAGAAUUGAAUCAUGCACAAUCAAUUCUAGCAUGUACAGCUCAUAUUCAUUGGGAUCCAGAAUUCUGUGAUGUUAAACUUAUCCAAACCAUGAUGCUAAUGCAUGAACUUUAUACUAUUGCUGAAGAAGCCAAUGCAGUAUUUUAUCCAGGUUCUCAGAAACACGAUGUCAACAACAUUCCUCUUCUUCUCUGUGGUGAUUUUAAUUCUCUACCAGAAUCAGGUGUUAUUAGAGAGGUCGUAUCAACUGGUAGAGUUUCUGGCAGUCAUCCUGAUUUUAAAGAUUUUAGAUACAAAGAAAGUUUACGGAAAUUUAAUUAUUGUGAUGCAACAAAUGAAUAUACUCAUCCAUUUCGUAUCACAAGAACAUAUAAUGAUGGAGUGAUGCCAUACACUAAUUACACUUUUGACUUCAAGAGAAUUAUAGAUUAUGUAUUUUAUUCAAAACGACACAUUACUGAAUUGGGAGUAUUAGGUCCGUUGGAUGCCGAAUGGAUGAGAGAUAACAAGAUAGCCGGUUGUCCUCAUCCGCACAUUCCUUCCGAUCAUUUUCCACUUCUGGUGGAGCUUGAGCUAUCUUUGCCUACACCAUCCACCCUCAUAAUCCCAAAUGACCUUAUAUUACAAAGAUAGCAGUGUUAGAAAGAAGAAAUUGUUUAUAUUGUUUAUGGAUAAUAGUUGUCAUCACUGUGGUUUUAAUUCAUGAAAAGAAAUCUUUAUAAAUCAGGACAUAUUUUAAUCAUUUUAUGGCAAUCCCAGCAAGAAAAAUUAUCGUUUCACUGUUUGAAGGACAUCAGGAAUUUAAUCACUAUUUCAUCUUUCAAUCAGAUGAGCUGCAAAUCAAAAUAGUGUAGGCUCUGUAAUGAAGCUCAAAAAUUAUCUGCCAGCCAUACUUUGAAGAUCAUUUUAUUAUCCCAUAAAACAACUCACAAAUGUGAAUAUGAAAUCAAAUACUGCUUUAUGAUCUUUGGUAUACAAAGUAGACUGUAAAGACAAAAAUAGCACAGUUUUUAUGGCAUUGUUCUUAUACGAUACCUGACUGUUUUAUUAAUAUCCCAUUCCCAAAAUUGUGGUGACAGUUUAUAAAAAUUACCUGGGAUAACCUGACAUAAUUGGGGAUUUUUUUCAUUGUUUUUCUUUCCUAUUAUAACUUCUUAUAAAAAAAAUAGAAAAAAAUAAAAAAUUUGGUAGUUAGUAUUUGGUAAAAGGGUGAGUUCUAGAUCAUUCACAGGCUAGUUUAGUUGGGUCAAGA